AUGACGACCAUCUGUUAUGACAAAUUUUUUGAUCAAACAAUUCCGUUCGAUAUUUAUUUACCUAAUAUUAAGUAUCUUUGUAUAAAAUUUCCUAUUAAUGAUAAAUUUUGGUCUAUUGUUUCAAGUUUGAAUCGAUUGGAUAUACUUGAUGUAUCAUUCCAUGCUAAUACUGUUCAAUCUGAAUUGCAAACCUUACUAAAUCUAGUACCUUACCUACUGUUUUUAAAAAUCAGUCAAGAUAAAUCAUUGCCACUUCAAAUGUCAUUAUUCAAAUAUACAUGUAUAUCAUGUCAAGUACUUUGGAUUAAUGUGAAAAAUCGUGAAAAUAUUAUUAUUCUUGUCAAAAAUAUGAUCAAUCUUCGUGCAUUUCACAUCGAAUGUGAAGAUAACAAGUUUAAUAAAUUAUCAUCAUUAACAGUGAAUGAUAAUGAUGAACGUUAUGAUGACAAUGUAGACAACAAAAAUGAACUUGUUCAAUGGUUAAAAGAUCAUUUACCAUCAACAUGUUUCGUGGUCACUGAUCCAGAUUCUAUUCACAAUAUUUCAAUAUGGAUUUAA
Molecule: messenger RNA, 558 nt
Organism: Rotaria sp. Silwood2
Lineage: Eukaryota; Metazoa; Rotifera; Eurotatoria; Philodinida; Philodinidae
Source: the annotation of a GenBank genome assembly